GUCAGCCAUAAAAGUGCGUUUUAGAAUGAUUACUGGUGGCCAGCGGAGAAACAGAUGAUACGUCUCCACACAACUGUUGUUUUAAAUCCCCUGAGCGAGGAGAUUUAGCAAGAAAAAACACUGGCUUCAAACCCAGCAGCAUAUUGUAUGGAAAAGCGACGGAAAGACUUCUGUUUUCAGAAAAAAGUCGUUUUCUCAGACACAUCUGUCAGACUUUGGGGAGUUUAAUUUCUGUCUUACUGGCGUUGGGUUUUUGUUGUACAGCUAGCGUGCCAGCUGGCUGAGGAAUUGAGAGAUUGGGACUAGUUUUUGUUUGUUUGUUGUAACCUUUUUUGCACAAUAUUGUGUUCAUUUCUUUGUUUUAAAAUUGUGAAACUAACCGCCUAAAAACAUGAAGGACCGAUUGGAGCAACUUAAAGCGGUGUGUGAUCAAGAUGACGACGAUGUGGAGAUUGCUAUGGAUAAUGCAGCCUUCAUGGAUGAGUUUUUUGCUGAGAUCGAGGUAAUCAGAAACAGUAUUGAUAAAAUCGAUGAGAAUGUGACAGAAGUGAAAAAACUUUACUCUGUCAUCCUGUCUGCUCCCACGUCAGAUCAGAAAACACAGGAGGACUUGGAGGCAAUCACCAGUGACAUAAAGAAGUUGGCCAACAGUGCAAGAAACAAACUCAAGACUAUUGAGAGGAAUCUGGAGUCAGAAGAGCAGGAGAGGGUGUCUGCUGACAUGCGGAUACGUAAAUCACAGCAUGCAGUGCUGUCCAGGAAGUUUGUGGAGGUAAUGACAAAGUAUAAUGAAGCUCAAGUGGACUUCCGAGAGAGGAGUAAAGGACGUAUUCAGAGACAGCUCGAGAUCACUGGAAAAGCAACAACAGAUGAAGAGCUGGAGGAGAUGUUGGAGAGCGGUAAUGCUGCUGUGUUCACUGCAGGGAUUGUAGACUCAGGGAUCUCCAAACAAGCCCUGAGUGAGAUUGAAUCCAGACACAAAGACAUCGUCCGUCUGGAAAGUAGUAUUAAGGAGCUGCACGAUAUGUUUGUAGACAUCGCCAUGCUGGUUGAGAGCCAGGGUGACUUGGUAGAGAACAUAGAGCAGAAUUUAUCCAAGUCAGUGGACCAUAUAGCUGUGGCAAAAGAAGAGACCAAAAAAGCUGUAAGGUAUCAGACCAAAGCACGCAAGGGUGGGAUGAUUGACAGGAUUGAGAGCAACAUGGACCAGUCGGUGGGCUUUGUGGAGCGGGCUGUAGCAGACACUAAAAAAGCUGCAAAGUUUCAGCAAGAGGCUCGCCGUAAAAUGGUGAUAAUAGUUGUGAUUGUGGUGGUCUUGGUGAUCAUAGUGGUUCUGGCAAUUGGAUUGUCAUUGGGAUUAAAGAAAUGAUGAUGAGAUAUUUGAGUAAGAGGAGAGCUAAAGGUGAGUAACUGAGCAAAUACCUGCUGUAUAAUGGGUGUGUGUCUGUUAGGCAUGCUUUGGGAAGGAGUUUGCACUUCCUUUGAGGCUUUGUGUGUUUUCUUACCAUCCAUGGGGCUUACUCGAGGUGUAUGGUUUGUUUUGGAGUUUUUUUUUGUUUGUUUGUUUGAAAUACUUUGGUGUGGUGUUCUCCUGUUUCGCAUCAGUGGUCAGUUUGUCGAAGCUGGUGCUCUGGUUUGUGGGUUCUUUUCAGUUGUUUGUAUCCCAUCAUCAACACUAUUUCUGUAUGUUUCUCCUUCUCUGUAGAAGAAGAUAAUUAUUGCCGUGGCCUGUGCUGUGCUGCUUGUCAUUAUCCUCAUCAUCGUCCUCACCCAGACACUAUAGCAGGACUGAUCGUUGCCAUCAUCUCAUAUGUGUAUUCAACAUCCUCUUCAUCGUAUUCAUCAGCCAGCCCGCAGAUGAAAAACUGAUACUGAUCACUCCAUAUGGGUAUAAGAAUAUUUAACCUGAAGAAAUUCUCAAUUGAGUAUGACUGAAGUUCUGGUGUUAAGUUUGACCUCUGGGGGCGAAAAAAGGCAAACAGAGGUAUGUUUGACUCCCUCAGUUUUGGACAUUUGACGAUGCUCUGCCACAAAUGAGGAAACAAGACCAAAGCUGACUUAUAAGGUACAUUCUCUAUUGUACCUCUGUGAAAGCGAAAAGGGAAUUGGGGGGGGGGGGGACCAUCACUCCAGUGUCACUAAACAUUUCACUGAUCAACAUUUGCUGCCAAAGAAUCAGCUGAUUUUAAGAUUGAAAAGCUCCCCAUUAAAUGUUCACUGCUGUAGGGUUUGUUUGUUUGUUUGUUUGUUUUGGGGGGUUUGGAGUUCCAGCACUUUAAUGUUUCCAAAUAUGUAGCUCAGAUUUCGUCAUGUAAACGAAUUGUUGGGUGCUCUCGAAUGAUUUGUACAUUUAGAGAGCUUCGGGGUGGUUUGUUUUAACAAUGUGAAGGAUUGAACUUAUGGGAACACAUUUCAUGAACUUACAGGCAAGUGUGAUGAACUUGCUCACUUGCAGCAGCUGUAAUUUGAUUCUUUUUCAAAAGCCAAACCAAACCUUUUGCGUAUAUGGACACGGUUAUCCCUCCUGUUAAAGUGCUGUAAAAAUAUUUUAAUGCCAAAGGAAUUUUAGAGUCUGGUAGUAACACUAGUAGUUUGUUUCCCAUAAGUGCCAGAAUAAUCUCUGUAUUUAUUUUACUUGUUUAAAAUAUGUUAUAAAGUCAGAUACAAAUGGACACUCUGUAAAGUAGCCUUGGCUAGUCGUCUUACUACUGGGAAAAGCCUUAACAGGCUUAUUUUAGAUCUUACUACUGAGUUGCCAGUUUUAGACACAACCCUGCUGUACAGCUUAUGUUUGUGAAAGUUAUAAUGUUCAGUUUUUGUUUGCACACCCUUAGAGAUGAGAUGGUCUAACUUCAUGAACAUCAAGGAGGCUGUUUGUGUCCUUCCGGACUGUGCUGCUCUUUACUUCACAGGUGUGUCUAAUAUUUAGACUGCCGUCAUUGGUGAAUGGCGGGUGGGGGAAACGCCUCUUACUCUAACCAGUUCAAUUGCACCACAAACUACGUCCUCCAAAAAAACCCAUCAAGUCUUACUGAACAAUCUAAAGUGAACAUUAUUAUUAUUUUUUUUAAUAAGCAAUGUUAAUGUACAUGGAAAACAUCUGUAUUUUUAAAAAAAGAACAUGCACAAGCCAGGAUUUUUUUUGUGUAUUAGCUUGCAUUAGAUUUGUUACCUCACAGUUGAGUAAUGGUUGUUUGCCAUCAUUUCAUUCAGUUUCUUCAUAAAGACAAUCAUUGAAACUGAGAGUUUACUAAACCAAAGUGCACAGGUUGCCAUCCCGUGGCUUUAACAGGGUAAUUAAAGCAUGUGAUGCCAGCUGUGCAUGAAAGCACUGUAUCAUGGGUAAAAUAUCAAGCUGUCAUAAAGAGAAAAGUGCCAACGUAAGGGAGUUUUUCAGUGAUGCAGUUUUGUAAUUUUAAACCUAAAUGAAUGCCUUUUUUUUUAAAUUCUGGUUUUCCAUGAAGCACUUGAAAAUGAGAAUCCCCCAGCAUCGUCAUUUAGCCCCACAGUCUGCUCUUUUAUUUUGAGUCAUCAGCACAGUCUGGAACAUAAAAAUAAAUUGAAGCUUUUGUAUCCAUUUUUAAGUGUCAGUGAUUUUUACCAGAAAUUAAAGAUUUUAUGUGUUAAAUUGACUGGUGUUUACUUUGUCAUGUGAUUUGCAGAAUCGUAACUAUGUAACUGAAUUUUUACAUUUCUGGCGACUGCUUGCUGCAGAGGAGUGGUGUGAAUGUGUGUUUUAUUGGAGUGUAGUAGCUGCUGUCAGCAUGUUAACCACAGUGUUGCAAAGUACAUCUUUUAAAGACUGGUGCACGUGCAAAAAGGGGUAAGUCGUUUCACCUUUCCUCUCUCUUUACAUGCACACACAGAGUUGCACACUAACCUCUAUAAUCCUUUGUUCUCCUUUUGCUCAAUCAUUUCCUCAAACCUGUGCCUGUCAGUUAAUUGUGCGAAGCGUAAUUCCUCUUAUUGUUGUCUGACUACUGUAUGCUUCUGAUUGCAUCUUCAGAAAAAAAUGAUGAUUACUUUGUGCUGUGCCAUCAUUGGGAUUGUUGGGUUCUCCUAUCUCUACAGCUUCUUCUCAUAAAAAGGGUUUACACAGGCAUGAGGAUUUCUCCAAAAAUAGGAAUAUUCCCUUGAUGCUCCUCGACGUUGACCCCAAGCUUGAUUUGAAGCUUUUUUUUUUUGUUUUUGUUUUUGUUUUUUUUAGAAGAACCACAUCUUUCCCGUGCACCUUACCUUCUAUUAUAAUCUGAAUUGUAAUGAUUUUUCUUGCUGUGUGAAGUGUUUGAAAUGUGUUGUGUGUAGAUUUCUCACCCAGGUGGCUUGGCAUGUGACUUCUAAUCAUAUUGGUCCAUAUAGUCUACUGCCUCCUGGUGGUGCAUCAAGGGAAAAUCCCGUGUUCAGAGAAAUUGUAAUUAUCAGGAAAACGUUUCCAACGAUUUCAUAAAACUUAACAAGCAUACAUGACGAUUUUUUUAAAAUAUAUUAAAUUAAUUAUUUUUGCUGUCUUGGCUCCAAAAUGGUAUGUUCCAAAGCGUCCAGUUUAGUGGUAUUGUUUUUGGCCAGUUUGUCAUAAUAUAAUAAAAAUGUGUGUGACUUUGUUGUGCGUGAAUGUGUGUGAUCUGUCUGUGCUGCUGAAACGCUCGUACUGAUGGUCUUUUCUGUAGCAGCGACUGUCAGUCGCUCAAUGGCUGUGUGUUAUCUCAAUAAAGCCUGUUAUGUAAUCAAAGAUUUCUGUGCGUUACACCAAGUGUUGUGUGCGGCUCCCUUCUUGCAUGAGGCGCAGCUGAGCGCCUCUGCGUGGUGCUCCUGAUGUCCCUGUUUUGACUUGCAUAGUACUGACCAUAUGCACUUAUUUUCCUAUGUCAAAGAUGUAAAAGCAGCAGCUAAUAUAGGCACGACUUUGCAUCCGCGUAUGAGGAUCCUUCCUGACCUCAUUUCAUCCCCAUCUAGCUGCUCUUCCUAACCAGCUCCAAGCCCGGCCCAUCCACACGACGCGGGGCGGGGACUAGGUGAGGGUGCGUUCGCUUUCCUGCUCGGUGUUUGGAGAGUCAGCAGGAAUGGGAAGCGGAAGAAACUUAAUUGAGCAACAUAAGAACAGGUAAAACAGGGAGCCUAGUAAAUAAAAAGUUAGUAAAGCUAUAUUAAGGUUUCAGCUGGCGCCACUGUACUUAAAUAAAAUGUACAUUUAAAAGUAAGGGUCCGUUUUCCUGAGUA
Messenger RNA from Archocentrus centrarchus (flier cichlid), 5217 nucleotides. RefSeq names its product syntaxin 3b (gene stx3b). Gene Ontology annotation, cellular component: postsynapse; plasma membrane; endomembrane system. Lineage: Eukaryota; Metazoa; Chordata; Actinopteri; Cichliformes; Cichlidae. The record is from RefSeq and is a predicted model, not a curated record. Gene Ontology annotation, molecular function: SNARE binding; SNAP receptor activity. Gene Ontology annotation, biological process: exocytic insertion of neurotransmitter receptor to postsynaptic membrane; vesicle fusion; intracellular protein transport. The coding region runs from base 392 to 1369 and encodes 325 amino acids. The transcript has 12 exons.